AUGCCCACAUAUCGAGCUACACGUUUCGCAAUCCCUCCGGGAUUUUCUACAGUUUUGCACAACGAAGCAGUUCCCCCGACGGAAAAUCCGGGCAGAACGUGCGUUCAGCAGAACGAGUCAAACCAGAGGACCCGGGAUAUUGGACAGUUGCCAGAUAAGCAGUUCCCGGCUGCUUGCACAGGAGUUGGAGCGGCUCCCAAUCCGUAUGGAAUCCACGGCGUUGAAUCAACGGAUAAUUCACAACCGCGGCAGGCCCCAAAUUCCUGGGCCUAUCCUGCUGCUGGUGUGAUCAGCGCACAACAAAUCGCAGAAGGACAGGUGGUGUCGAGAGACCUACCCAAAUUCUCCGGAGAUCCUUUAGAGUGGCCGAUGUUCGUCAAUGCUUUCGAGUCUACCACGCGGAUGGGUGGUAUCCAGCCCGACGAAAAUCUAGCCCGUCUGCAGAGAGCCCUCAUCGGCAAUGCCAGGGAAAAGGUUCUCAGUAUUCUGACAAUUCCGUCCGCCGUACCGCAAAUAAUUACGACCCUUCGGGAUGAAUGCGGAAGACCGGACCAGUUGGUCAACUGCUUACUGACCAGAAUCCGAACAGCAACACAACCAAAUGCCAACAAGCUUGGAACGCUUGUCACAUUCGGUCGAGAAGUCCGGAACCUGGUGACGUUUAUGGAAGCAGCACAUCUACAUUCUUACCUCUCAAGCCCUAUCCUACUUACGGAGAUGGUAAGCAAGCUCCCACCAUGUCUGCAGUUACAGUGGGGCCAUUACUUGAUGAGCGUUCCGGUACCAAAUCUAGAAGCGUUCUGCAACUUUAUUUCGACGAUCCGGACAGCAGCUUGUAACGUUUCGACAGCGACGGAAUCCUCCGUAGAAGUGUCGACGAAAAGGGAGAAGCGGAAGGAAAAAGUAGGAGGCUUUUUGAACUCCCAUCAGGAAGUUACAGUGAAACCAGAAAAUCCGAAACCCUGCCUCGCCUGUGACAGCGUGGGGCAUAAGAUUCGUGAGUGCGAAAGGUUUCGCAAGCUUUCAGUCAGCGAAAGAUGGAAAAUAGUCGAGCGAAAGAAAAUGUGUCGAAGAUGCCUAUUUCCACACGGCAAGUGGCCCUGCCGCACAAAGUAUCCUUGUGGAGUAGACGGUUGCUCCGAGGCACAUCAUAAACUGCUUCAUUCUACCAAAAGGUCGGACCAAUCGGAUGCACAAUCGGGAACCUCAGGAACUGUAUCGACGCAUCGGCAUUCUCGAGACAAAACGCUAUUCAAAAUUCUCCCCGUGAGACUAUUUGGAAACGGGAAAUCUGUAGCGGCGUUUGCGUUCCUGGAUGACGGUUCCGAUCUAACGUUAAUCGAGAACGAAGCGGCAGAAGAACUUGGCCUCGAAGGCACGGAGAGUCCACUAUGCCUUGAGUGGACGAACAACGUAACCAGAAACGAAAAUUCUUCCCGUCGUGUCAAUCUAGCCAUCGCAAAGAUUAACGGCGGAGAAAAGCAUCUGCUGAAAAACGUCCGUACAGUCAGAAAUCUGGGUCUCCCGAAGCAGACAGUUAACUAUCCCGAUUUGGUCAAGCUCUACCCGCACCUUCGAGGGCUACCAGUCGAAAGUUACAACGAAGCAACCCCUAGGAUUCUGAUUGGGGUGGACCAUGCUCGGCUGAUUAUGACGCUUGGUAAGCGUGAACGUCGGAACGAUGAGCCUGUUUCCGCCAAGGCUGGAUGCGCUUCGGAUGAACACCUAGAAGACAUUGUCCGAGAAUUCGUCUCUAGCGACACCAUCGGCAUUCAAGGGCAACUUCCACCGGAAUGCGAAGAGGACAUGCGAGCGAGGAAGAUUUUGGAGGAAACCACGGUACGAACCGCUUCCGGUCGAAUUCAAACCGGAUUGUUGUGGAGAUCAGACUGCGUCAAGCUGCCAAACAGUUACCAUAUGGCGAAAAGACGAAAUGAUUGUUUGGAGAGGCGGUUGGCAAAAGAUCCAGAGCUGAAAGCGAACAUCACUAAGCAGAUUCUCGAAUACCAACAACGUGGGUACGUGCACAUAGCAACCGAACAAGAGCUCCGAUCAUCCAACCCAGACCGAACGUGGUAUUUGCCCAUAGGAGUGGUUCGACACCCGCGUAAACCUGGUAAAGUCCGGGUCAUUUGGGACGCAGCAGCGCGGGUCGAUGGCGUGUCACUGAACUCUGCCCUCCUCAAAGGUCCAGACCUACUGACCCCGUUAUUGUCUGUGCUAUUCCGCUUUCGUGAGAAACAGUUUGCUGUAGGAGACAUCACACAGAUGUUUCACCAGCUGUUGAUCUGUCCAGAAGAUCGGCAGGCUCAAAGGUUCCUGUGGCGUUCAAGUCCUGAAGCAGAACCGGAGGUGUACGUCAUGGACGUGGCGACGUUCGGAGCAACCUGCUCCCCCUGCUCGGCGCAGUAUGCGAAAAACCUCAACGCCAGAGAACACCAGGAGAAGUAUCCCGAUGCAUCGGAUGCUAUCAUCAACGGAACAUACGUCGACGAUUUUUUCGACAGUCGAGAUACGGUAGCCGAAGUGGUCAAAUUAGCACAGGAGGUAUCGAUCGUGAACCGAGCAGCGUGUUUUGAAAUACCAUCGUGGCAAUCCAAUUCCCAUGAAGUUCUUCGGCUGCUAGGCGGUGAGUUUGCCGAAUCUGAUAAGUGUUUUUCGGCAGUACAAACUGCGUCAUCGACCGACCGAGUGCUCGGUAUCGUUUGGAAGUCCCACGAAGAUGUUUUUAUAUUUGAUGCCCAAUUUCGAGAAGAUUUGAAGCCUUUGUUGUCUACUGAAAGUAUCCCCACCAAACGUCAGGUGCUGCGAGUGGUUAUGAGCCUCUUUGACCCGCUCGGGUUCAUCUCCUUUUAUACCAUUCACGGGAAAGUGCUCAUUCAAGACAUCUGGCGCUCAGGAGUCCUGUGGGAUGAAAAAAUAACAGCAGAGAAUUUGAAAAGUUGGCACAGGUGGAUAAAAUUGUUGUCAGAGUUGAACGAAAUUAAAAUACCUCGAUGUUACUUCCCGAAUUAUGAAAUUGGAAGCUACGAGUCUCUCCAAUUGCAUCUUUUUGUAGACGCGAGUGAGAUCGCGUACAGCUGUGUCGCAUUUUUCCGUAUUAUCGACCGUGGAUUACCACGUUGCUCACUCGUAGCAGCAAAGGCCAAAGUGACCACUCUGAAACCCCAAUCAAUUCCCAGAAACGAGCUUUAUGCAGCACUUAUCGGUGCCCGAUUGGCAAAGACUAUUCAAGAGGAUCAUCGACUAGUCGUCUCGAAGCGAUACCUUUGGACAGAUUCCUCCGUCGUUCUCUCUUGGUUGCAAGCCGACCCCCGGAAAUACCGGCAAUACGUGGGCUUUCGUGUGGGUGAAAUUCUAUCGAUAUCGAAGAUCAACGAGUGGCGCUGGAUAACCUCCAAAAUGAACGUCGCUGACGAUGCUACCAAGUGGGGCAAUGGUCCCAAUUUCUGUUCCACCAGUAGAUGGUUCGUAGGACCCGAAUUCUUAUACAGUCCGGAGGAUGAAUGGCCAAACCGAAAACCGAAUGUAGCAGAGACGCCUGAAGAAAUCCGAUCGGUUCAUAUUCAUCGCGGGACCAACAGUGUACAGCUGGUUGACUUUUCUAAGUUUUCGUCGUUCGAACGCCUCGUCAAAGUAUUCGCCUACAUCCACAACUUCAUCGAUCGUUAUCGUCCUGUUAGAGUCAACAGCGAUUCUGAAGUGGUACCUAAGCAGAAAGAUUACGAAGCCGCAGAAAUAUCGAUAUUCCGGAAAGUGCAGAGCUCGGCGUUUCCCGAUGUAGUAGAAGCUCUUCUAAAAACAACCGAUCUUCCUGAAGCAUGCAAAAAGAUUCCGAAAUCAAGUUCGUUAGCUAAAUUGUCGAUUGUAGUGGACGAAAAUGGCAUUUUGCGGGCCUCAAGCAGGAUCAACUCUCUGUAUUACUCUGACGAUUUCCGGAACCCGAUAAUACUUCCAAGAUCUGACCAUGUUACAGCACUGAUCGUUUUGAGAUAUCACCAACGUUACGGCCACGCCAACACAGAAACAGUUUUAAACGAACUCCAGCAGCGAUUCUACAUUCCGAAGUUCCGUGCCACAGUGAAGUCCAUUUUGAAAACCUGUAUGUGGUGUCGCGUCUACCGAGCCAAGCCUGACGUUCCAAAGAUGGCUCCGUUACCGCAUCCUCGAGUGAAGCCGUAUGUACGACCGUUUACGUUUACCGGCCUGGACUACUUCGACCCACUGACGGUCAAAAGGGCGCGAAGCUCGGUGAAACGCUGGGUAUGCCUGUUUACCUGCCUCAGCGUCAGGGCAAUACAUCUCGAGGUUGUCUAUUCGCUGUCGACGGUGUCGUGCAUCAGAGCGGUUCGCAGAUUCGUAGCCAAAAGAGGUACACCCCAACACUUCUUCAGCGACAAUGGCACAAAUUUUCGAGGGGCAUCCAGAGAGCUUAUCAACGAAGUUAAAGCCAUCAACCAGUGCGCCGCGAGGACCUUCACGAACGCUACCACCGAAUGGCAUUUCAAUCCCCCCUCGACCCCUCACAUGGGAGGGGUCUGGGAGCGUAAAGUAAGAUCGGUCAAAGACGCAUUGAAAAGCAUAGCUCCUCGCAGCCCACUUGACGACGAAGAACUGAUGACCCUUUUGGCUGAGGUUGAGAUGAUAGUGAACUCACACCCGUUAACAUUCGUUCCACUUGAUUCACCAAAUGCUGAAGUGCUCACACCGAACAUUUUCCUGUUGAUGAGUUCAAGCGGAAGUAAUGCAGCGAAAUUGCCGAUAGAUGAACCGACGGCGCUGAACACGAACUGGAAGGCGAUGGAUUACAUGCUGGAUCAAUUUUGGAAGCGGUGGAUUGCGAGUUAUCUUCCAACCAUAGCGCGUCGUACCAAGUGGUUUCAUGAUGUGAGACCCCUACGUGAAGGAGACCUAGUGGUGAUAGUCGACGAAAGCGUUCGGAACGGCUGGCUUCGUGGAAGAGUGUUGAAGACGUUUCCUGGAGAAGAUGGACAAGUUCGGCAGGUCGACGUAGCUACCAGCACAGGGAUUCUUCGCCGUGGGGUAGUUAAGGUUGCAUUGCUUGAUGUAUGUGAAGGUAAAGCCCCCUAA
This is a messenger RNA of Uranotaenia lowii, 5091 nucleotides long. RefSeq lists its product as uncharacterized. Gene Ontology annotation, biological process: DNA integration. Gene Ontology annotation, molecular function: nucleic acid binding. The transcript has 2 exons. Bases 1 to 5091 code for a protein of 1696 amino acids. The record is from RefSeq and is a predicted model, not a curated record. Lineage: Eukaryota; Metazoa; Arthropoda; Insecta; Diptera; Culicidae.